AUGACCUGGCUAGAUGCUCAGAGCUACUGCAGAGAUAAUCACACUGACCUGAUCAGUGGAGUCAAACAGCUGAAAGACUUAAAGACACAGCACCCAAAUGUUGCAAACCAAAUUUUCUGGAUCGGCCUGUUCAGAGACUGCUGGAGUUGGUCAGAUGGGAGCAGUUUCUCUUUCAGACUCUGGGAUAAAGACCCUGAGAAGACAUGUGCUAUGACUACGUCAAAUGGAAAAUGGAGCUCUGAUGACUGUAAUAAUAAAAAACCCUUCUUCUGCUACAACGAUUCAGUGAUCCUGAUCAAGGAGAACAUGACCUGGGUGGACGCGUUAUAUUACUGCAGAGAUCACUAUCGUGACCUUGUCUCCAUCACCAACCAGGGCGAGCAGCUCUGGGUCCAGGAGAGAGCCAAGAUGGCCUCCACUCCCUACGUGUGGCUGGGACUGCGCUACACCUGCACUCUGGACUUCUGGUUCUGGGUCACUGACGAGACGGUCCUCUACACCAACUGGGGCCCCGACCAGUCUGGGGACGACUGCAACUUGUCUGGAGCCAUGGACAGAGAGGGAACGCACCAGUGGGUCAAAAUGAUCGACGACAACUACAAGUUUAAUUUCAUCUGUUCCAAGUAA
Molecule: messenger RNA, 627 nt
Organism: Sander lucioperca (pikeperch)
Lineage: Eukaryota; Metazoa; Chordata; Actinopteri; Perciformes; Percidae
Product: putative C-type lectin domain family 20 member A
Exons: 2
Coding region: 1-627 (208 amino acids)
Source: RefSeq, a predicted model, not a curated record